UCCAAUAGAAAGCACACAACUGCGCUAUUGGUGAGUCGUUUUGUGGGCGGAAGUUUAGGGUCGGCGAGUUUCCAAGUAUCCACUUCUUCCUUUGUCGCCGGACAUGGUGACGGCGCGAGUCAGAUCCGAUCCCAUCAACUCUCGUAUUCAUCGUUCUUAAUUUGGUCUUCGCUGCUACUUUUCGACUCCAUGGAACGCGCCAUCUUAGAUCUGCAGCAAGCGUCUCGGACUACUCCGCUUCCGAUCCCGCGAAGAGGCCAUUGCAUGGAGUGGACAAAACCGUACUGCUAGAAUUGGAGGUGUACUGAGGAGAUGAAGGAUCUAUCAUCGUGGGGUUUGAUUAUAGGGGUGACAAUAGGUGUGGUGAUUGGGGUGCUUCUGGCUGUAGGUGCUCUGUUCUGCAUCAGAUUCCGGAAGAAGCAUGCUCAGAUACGGCUCAGCAGCUCAAGGAGGGCAUCGACAAUUCCCAUGCGUGUCAAUGGUGUUGAUUCUUCUUCAGUGCUCUCGGACUCUACGAUGGAUCAGGAGUCCCCCAAGCAUCCUGAAACUGAAGCAGAUGGCUCAUCCUUUUGGAUUGAGGGAACUAAGAGGAAAAAUCUUGUGUCAGUUUCUGGGAUUCCCAAAUAUUUUUACAAGGAUUUGCAAAAGGCAACUCGUAACUUUACAACAUUGAUUGGUCAGGGGGCAUUUGGUCCUGUUUAUAAAGCUCAGAUGCCCACUGGUGAGACAGUCGCUGUUAAGGUUCUUGCUACUAAUUCUAAGCAAGGGGAGAAGGAAUUUCAGACUGAGGUUCUACUACUUGGGAGAUUGCAUCACAGAAAUCUGGUUAAUUUGGUUGGAUAUUGUGCUGAGAAAGGGCAGCAUAUAUUGAUAUAUGUCUAUAUGACUAAUGGGAGCCUUGCUUCCCAUUUGUACAGUGAAAAGCAUGAAGCAUUGAGAUGGGAUUUGAGGGUUAAUAUAGCUUUAGAUGUUGCAAGAGGCUUGGAAUAUUUACAUGAUGGUGUAAGAGAACAUAUAGGAUUUUUUAGUGAAAUGAUGAACAGGUUUAUGCUUCUUUUUUAUUUUGUAAAAUUAAUAGACAACUUGUGGUCAUUGAUCUUGCAGGCUGUCCCACCUAUAGUGCAUCGCGAUAUCAAGUCUGCAAACAUAUUGUUAGACCAUUCCAUGAGAGCUAGGGUUGCUGACUUUGGGCUCUCAAGAGAAGAAAUGGUCAGCCACCAGGCAUCCAAUAUCAGAGGAACUUUGGGGUACCUCGAUCCUGAGUAUGUUUCAUCAAGGUCAUUUACAAAGAAAAGUGAUGUUUAUAGCUUUGGAGUUCUGCUUUUUGAGUUGAUUGCAGCACGGAAUCCACAGCAGGGUCUUAUGGAAUAUGUUGAGCUUGCUGCAAUAAAUGCGGAAGGACGAGUGGGAUGGGAAGAAAUUGCAGAUCCCCAGCUAGAUGGGGUAUUCGACAUAUCCGAACUUAAUGAUGUUGCAGCACUUGCAUAUAAAUGCAUCAAUCGGCUCUCUAAAAAACGACCAUCCAUGAGAGUAGUAGUCCAAGCACUAUCCCAGAUUCUAAAAACCAGUCACAGAAAGCACCAUAGUAGGAGAUGGUUGCCCAUCACAGUGGAGGAAGAGUCCUUGGACAUAGAACUAUCUGAACAUCAGAGUUCAGUGUCCGGACAUCAGAGAGAGGAGUCCAUUGACAGUGUGUCUGAUCUGCCUGAUGUUUGAUACGCUUCAUACAUUUAUUUCAUUCCCUUUCCCUUUUGUUUGCUAAUUUGUUUGUAUUGAUAGUUUUGUGAAAUAUACAUGUUAGGUCAAAGAAAACAUGGAAAAGUUGUAAUUUCAAGAAUCAUGGCUUAGGGCUUAGUGCCCCAUCACUUCUAAUUCCCUUUGUAAUGUGGGCCUUUUUCUGCA
Messenger RNA from Musa acuminata subsp. malaccensis (wild Malaysian banana), 1902 nucleotides. Its product is annotated as calcium/calmodulin-regulated receptor-like kinase 1. Gene Ontology annotation, molecular function: ATP binding; protein kinase activity. The record is from RefSeq and is a predicted model, not a curated record. NCBI's taxonomy places the organism in Eukaryota, Viridiplantae, Streptophyta, Magnoliopsida, Zingiberales, Musaceae. Gene Ontology annotation, biological process: protein phosphorylation.